AUGGCCCCUACGGAAGCCCAGGUCCUGACAAGCUACCUCAUCCGACCGGCCUCCCUAGACGCCAUCCUGACGUACGACGCCUUCGCGGAGCGCUUCCCCCCCCCGCAGCGGGACUCGCCCGCCGUCCGGGCCCUGUGGAAGGAUCUGGUGUCGCAGCGUGAGCGGCUGCUGGACGAGGUUCGCGCCGCCAUCGAGGCCGAGGUGGUGCGGGGCCAGGCCAUGAAGAGGGAGAUUAUCCGGGCAAGGAGGGAGGCAGAGAGGGAUGAUGAACCUGAUGGCGAGAAACACAACCUCGACUCCAUCGUCGUGGAACUCGAGGGGGCGGCGGACGCGGUGGAGGCGGAGAUGGCGAGGUUGCAGGACGAGGAGGCUACGCUGAGGGAGGAGAUUGCCCAGACCAUCGGGGGUCUGAGCGAUUUGCGGUACGGCAGGUUCGCAGAUGGGAACGUCAGUUCUGAUGUUGUCGAUGCUCUGGGUACCCUGAGCGAGACGUGUAGGGGGAAGGCUUGA
This is a messenger RNA of Geosmithia morbida, 510 nucleotides long. Its product is annotated as centromere-localized protein 2. Gene Ontology annotation, biological process: chromosome segregation. Gene Ontology annotation, cellular component: Mis6-Sim4 complex; kinetochore. Bases 1 to 510 code for a protein of 169 amino acids. The record is from RefSeq and is a predicted model, not a curated record. Lineage: Eukaryota; Fungi; Ascomycota; Sordariomycetes; Hypocreales; Bionectriaceae. The transcript has 2 exons.